UGAUGGUGAUACACGUUGAGUAAUAUGAACUAUACAACAUGGCUUCUUUUUCUUUCUUUUUAUGAGCUAGAAUAUACAAGUGUCAAAUCCUCUCACAAUGACAAAUCUUUUGUAUCUAUGCAAUCCUUUUACCCGUGUACGUCAACCAGUUGAAAACAUCGACUUGCAACGACCUCUCAGUGAUUUCAAGGAUGUGGUGUGUGCACGAACAGGAAUACAGACGCAGGAUCAGGAGUUAAUAUACAUGGGCGAAUGUCUAGUGGAUGAAAAACGUAGUUUAACUUCGUAUGGUAUCCAACAUAACUUCACUGUGUUUGUGAUAGAGAAGGAGAAAGAACUAGAUGACGAGCAUUACGCUGAUACGCAUACGUUACCAUCAGUGGAAGAAAUACGUGCUUUACUGAAGAAAGCAAAAAAUCCCAUAUAUCGACAGUCAGUGAAAAAAAUUAUCAAGGAUUGUGAAACAUUGCAAACAUUUCUAAAAGACACGGUAACAGAUUACGUCACCGGCGUAUUAUUAAAAGACGCCGAUUUAUUAUUAGCUGUUAUAGAUAGUGCGCCUGCUGAAAAAAUCGAGAAAGAGUAUCCAAACUUAGGAGUGGUAUUGAAACAUAUCGUAGAUAAAGUUUCAUCGACGUCACCGUCAAAUAGAAUGCCGUUGUUUCAUGGCGACGACAACGACGAAUAUGAAGGUCUUGAUCCCGCGCUAUUGGCGCAAGCAGAGUUGCUGGCAGCUGGCGAAUCAAAUCUACAACAACAACAACAACCAGCAAACUCUCAAUUACGUCAUCAAAUUUCAGCUUCUGAUCUGGCUAAUGCUCUCUCCUUUGCUACUAUGUCACAAAGUGCAGGAGGAAGUAGUAGCAGACCUUCCAAUGACAGCCAGAUGGAGUCAGCUUUGGAACAAAUGCGAGCGGUAGGUAUCACAGAUGCGGAGUUGAGUCGUCGCGCUCUCACGAUGAGUGAGGGAAACGUUGAGGCUGCCAUCAAUCUGAUCUUCGAAGGAAGUUUAUGAUUUUUUUUUUGAAACUUAUAAGAAUAUUUUGUAUAUAGCCGUCUGUUUAGAAAUUAUGUCAGAUGUCAAGCACGAUUUUCUUCACUUAUAGUACCCGCCAUCCGCCAAGAAAAUAACGCCUUAAGUACUUAAUGAUGUAACAGAUUGUAUAUAUGUUGAACUAUUUAUUUGAAAUACUUUUUUCUUAUGUUAA
This is a messenger RNA of Hydractinia symbiolongicarpus, 1208 nucleotides long. RefSeq lists its product as uncharacterized. NCBI's taxonomy places the organism in Eukaryota, Metazoa, Cnidaria, Hydrozoa, Anthoathecata, Hydractiniidae. The coding region runs from base 98 to 1015 and encodes 305 amino acids. Gene Ontology annotation, cellular component: cytosol. Gene Ontology annotation, molecular function: polyubiquitin modification-dependent protein binding. The record is from RefSeq and is a predicted model, not a curated record. Gene Ontology annotation, biological process: ubiquitin-dependent protein catabolic process. The transcript is spliced from 9 exons.